UGUGAGCCAUAACAUGGGACCGAGAGUUGACGGUGGCACGCCUAUAAACUAAGUCUUACAUCGCUGUUACCAGCGAUAGCCUAGCACAAGGCCUAGAGGCAAGGCGAAAAAGGAUCAUAUCGACAUCCACCCCAGCUCGGAGCUACCAAAGCCACGCGGUAUGACUGCGCAAUCUGGCGUUCGAAGGCGUGGCGGCACUCAUAAGGUCAAAGAUGGUGACAAGACUGACUCUAAAUAUGAUGAGUGGAACCACACAGAGCUUGUGAGGGAGUGCAAGGCACGCGAGUUGUAUAUCAAGGAUAUGAAGAAAGCUCAAAUGACAAAGACACUGUUGAGGAGUGACAUCGAGAAGGAAAGAAUGGCGAGGGAGGUAGUUCGCGAGCGCAAAAGAAGGCAAGAAGAAGCGGAGCAGGCGAAGAAGAAGGCGGAAGAUGACAAACAUGCAGUCGUUGUAGCAAGGUACAAGAGAAACGAGGAAAAGCAGAGAAAGAGGGAGCGGGGGGAGGAUGUUAGUGAGGAUGAGAUGGACGAAGACGGGAUAGAAGUAUACCACAGAAUCUUGACGGGAAUAGACAACGAAGAGGCAGGAACCAUAGGCUAUCUACUCAGUGACGUGUCCUGGGAUAGCACAUCUACGGAGUCUACAACCAGAUCGGUCAAUGAGCCUAUCAUUCCCGCUUGCAAACUCCGCCUUUUCGAAUGGCCAUAUCACAAGAUGCCCACUAUAAGUCCCCCUCGAACACUCCGCGCGCCAUCUUAUACCCUUCGCCAGGAAAUAAGCUUUGCUGAAUCUCGACCGCGCCAUGUUCCGUACGCGCCCCUUAAACUGAUGACAACGAUGACUUUGGAGAAACUCACACUCCCAGGCCAGACAUAUCCCCCGGAAAUCAAUCCAGACUAUGCGCCAUUGCUCUCGCAGCAAACGAGGGCCGCUGUUCGUAACGGCAUCUUGGAAGGUGUUCUGCGUAAGGCUGUUAUUGAGAAAGCAUCUAUUUGGGCAGGACGUACUCAUGUACAAGGUUGGAAUGCACGUAUAUUUUUCACCCUUCGCCCGCACCAUCGGACGAAGAAGCUAGUGGACGUAUAUCGGAAAUGGUAUCGGGAGAACCGCAAGCUACUAAGAGUCAACGCUAGUGUUAAUGCGAUGAAGACAGACCGUGAGAGGCGGCACGUUCAAAGGCACAAAAAUAAAGGGAGAAAAACAUUCGAAGUUUAUGAAGCAGCUCAAUGUCGUCCGACUGCAAUAUGCUAUCUUCCAGCAUACUUGGAGUGCGAUCCUUUUUUGCAAGGGGCCGAUGAGUCGGAUCAGAAGCGCACAUUGGAAAAUUUGUUUUAUAUCCGCUUCCCCGGCUGCGAUGUUCCGCAUUACUACUUCUGGGCAGAUGAGGGAGGCUGGCCGGAUCCCACAAUUCGAAAUCCUGCAUGGGACCCUACAAGAUUGCUACAUGAAGAUACACAGGUAGAGGCAUCUGAGUACCUGGCUCUUCAACGACUGAAAGCCCAGGAGCCACAGAUCUUUCAGAAACGACCUGUGACUCGCAAGACCUUAGCUAGAGUCAAAAAGCAAGACAUAGUGAGCCCUAUCCUCACAAACACCUGUUUACUGCCGUUCGAGACAAUCGUGAUAGGGAUCGAACAUGAACUUUACGCCAACGGUCUCCAGGUUACAAUCUUCAAGUACAGGCAACGCUGGCUCGCAAGUGGCAAGUUUCAGGCGUGGAAAAGCUUUGGUCGGGCGCUGCCAACCCUGUAUCCCAGCGGCAGAAUGCCAGAUGCGCCACCUGUACAUUCUAUCUCUACAAUGAGCAUCGCGCAGAAGAUCGCAAUCUCGGAGGCUCUGCAAGGAGAUGGGCAGUCAAAUCCUAUCAGAGGUGAUGAACCAUGGACAAGAAACGACGACGAAUUGUGGGACGUAAUCGAGAUAGAGGAGGAUGUUGAAGAUAGCGACGUAGACGAGGUUGUUUCUCGAGCCGGGGACCGUGUAGUGCAGGAUGGUGUGUUCUGCAAACCGAUCGUCAUGCUUGAGGACGGUGAUAUGCAAGAGCAGCAUGAGUGUGUUGUGGAGACCAGUGAGAAGGAACAUAAUGCUUUGUGUCGUAGGUCGAGUCUACCACUCCACAACUGGGCCAAACAACUCGUUUCGUCGUCUGUCGCCACACAGAUCGAGGAUGCAGAGAGGGCGAAGUGGGAGCAACGCUUUCUUAAACACAUUGAACGAGAGACAAGUCUCGCAUGUCCAAUUGGUCGCUUUAAACGACACUCGACAAAUCCAGAGGCCGUAGCAAACCACACGCAACCCCGCAGCAAAGAAGACCAUCUUCUCUAUCAACACCAUCAGGAAUUGAUAGACUCUGGAGAAGACGCAGACAUCGAUUCCGACGGCCCCAACUCGGAACGUACGAAAACAACCUCCCAUUCUCGCCAACGCUCUACACAGAAAGCGAAGGUUGAGCGGUGCAGAGAGUGUAGGAGUUGACAAGGGGAAGAAACGAUGGAAGAGCGACAAGAUCAGUGGAGAAGGUUAGUAGGUUGGAGUACGAUGUGAUUAAUAUCACAAGACAGCUUGGUAAUUGUAAAGGGAGAACAAGUCACAAACUUCCUA
Molecule: messenger RNA, 2602 nt
Organism: Dothidotthia symphoricarpi CBS 119687
Lineage: Eukaryota; Fungi; Ascomycota; Dothideomycetes; Pleosporales; Dothidotthiaceae
Exons: 4
Coding region: 161-2476 (771 amino acids)
Source: RefSeq, a predicted model, not a curated record